AUGACGUUACAUUGCGCCGGAUGUGCUCCAGAUGCUCCAACAUAUGCCAACACUGAAGAGCUUGAAAUACAUAUAGCAUCGGAUCACAUCAAUUAUGUGCCGUAUGAAUGCGAGAAAUGCCGCUUCUCCAGAUUCCCAACCGAAUUCGCCCUACACAGCCAUUACAGAAACGAUCAUGGCUUGAAGGAGUUCUACUUAAUCUGUGAGACAUAUUUUUUGAACAGUUCAAAACAGGUGUCUCGAAUCCCGAAACUACAGGUGAAGUACAAGGUGACACCGGAAAGUGGUCGUAAACGACAACUUGUCAAGGAACUUCUUCAGAAAUCCUUGAACAUUUCUGACUGUAAUGCGAACGCGAAAUCAUCGAAGAGAAAACGGACAUCAGCCGUCGAAGUGGUACAAAGCGCUACGUCAGCAGUACUUUCGCCGUGUAGUUCACCCGAUCCGGAAGGUACACCUCGAACCUGUGAAUCGGAUAGAACCAUCAAACCAGAGCUUGUGAAGGUUGAUUGCAGCUCAGAGAAAAGCUGUGGCACCACAGAGAAAGAUCUUGGCCAGCAUGUUGUUGUGGCAGCAACUGGUGAAAUAACUCUCAGUAACAAUUAUCAAACUUAUGGCAAUGGCGCUUAUAGCGAGGUAGUGCCACAUGAGAGCGGUGGUUCACUUUGUCGGUUCGAUGUGGCCAUGAAACAUUUCGAUACUCAAAUGACCGCUGAUCUGCCACAAGGCAGUUUCUUCGCGACCGAAACGUCCACGCAACCGUCAACAUCGUCGCAGAAUGCUGCCAGCGGUGGCAUAUCAAAACGGAGACGUCCACCACGAACUUGUACGGAAUGCGGCUUACAGGUGACCGGACAACGCUCUUCAUUGGUCUAUCACGCCAAUUCAAAACAUCUGCGAUUGCCGCUAUUCUAUUGCCAGCCAUGCAAUAAAACAUGGACUACGAUAACAAAAUCAGAUGUGUUAAAACAUGUGAAGGCUGUGCAUCGAGGAGACGAGUCGAAGGUUAUCGACUAUCGUGCCCAGUAUGGUGAUAAAAUUCGUGAAAUGACCGACAAAUGCUUCCCGCCGAAGCAAAGAGGUGAUACACUGUAA
This is a messenger RNA of Anisakis simplex (herring worm), 1095 nucleotides long. The record is from the annotation of a GenBank genome assembly. NCBI's taxonomy places the organism in Eukaryota, Metazoa, Nematoda, Chromadorea, Rhabditida, Anisakidae.